CAAUUCGCGCUUGUUUUUGGGGCAACAAGCCCAUAAUUUAUCGUCAGCGCGUGUGCCUGGCACUACCGUCGUACACCUCAGCGACGUGUGCGGUAAAAUCCGGACUCGCAGCGACUCCACAGCUACAAAUGGCCGAGCCGGAGCCAACCGCCGAGAUGGACACGAGCGACGCACCAGCGGAAGCCGCAAACAACGCAGCCGCCGCGGGCUUUCUCGCGCCCAGCGACCUCGCGGCCGCCAAGGCCCAGGUCAUCAGCAAGAGCGGCAAGCGCGGCUGGCUCGACUGGCGGAAAUGCGACUGGGACCGCUGGGGCGCCGCGCCGCGCGCGACGGCGCCGUUGGAAGUGAGCGAGGGCCGGGCCUUUGUGCUCGCGAAGGUGCCGCUCAAGGAGAGAUACGAUGUGGCGUACGGCGGCGAAGCGCGCAUCCAUACGCCGCACAUGUUGAUCGAACGCAUCCAGGAAAAAAAACGUCGAUUAAGUUGCGUCGUCGACGCGACGUUACGACGGCCGGGCGACUUCCAUGACGUCGGGGAUUGGGAGGACUGGGACGUCGAACGUAUCGAACUAAGGAAGGACGCGCGGCCCUGCGUGCGGGUCCGGGACGCCGUGCCUCUCAAUAAAGAUUUGGAUAAUGCGGUCGUGGCGUGCGGGAAGGCCUGGAAGCAUCCUUCUGUGGUCGUGUUUCUGUCGGUGGACGGCUGCAACACGGCGGGGCUCUGUGCCGUGGCAACCCUGAUAGAUCUGUGCGGGGUCGCGCCUUUAGAUGCGUGGAACGGCAUCCGGGCAGCCAGACCGAUUUUUUCGGAGGGUCACGUCGCUUUGUUGAAUGCGCGGUACCCUGGAAAUAAUUUCAGUUGUGACGCGGCGCCGGCCUGGUACGGUCCGCAAGCGGAGGGCGACGCGGAGGACGAUCCUGAAAUUGAUGACGAGGCUCCGCCGCCGCAGAAGAAGCGGACGCAUGAAGACGCGGCGGAACCGCCAGAAGCCAAGCCGCGGAACAAGCGGCCGAAGCUGCGCAAGGCCGCCGCCGCGGCGCCGCCGCCUCCACCAAACGACCUGCGCCACGGCGACCUGCGGACGCUGGACGUCCACGCGACGGCGCCCGACGGGACGCGGUCGCGCAUCGGGGGCCUCUCCACGACCUUCGAGAUGUGCCCGCCUGCUUUAGAGGUGCGGCCCGACGCCUACGACAAGGACCUGCCGAAGGUCGCGCGCUACGCGUCGUUUACUUGCACCGUCGCCGGCGACCGGGCGGGCCUCGCGGGGCUGUUGAAAUACUUGCGGGAUAGGAAGAAGGCCGCGGUGUUGUGCCGCGGGCCGCCGCGGAUCUACCUGCCGCCCCAGGAGAUCGGGGCGGACGGGGGGCUGGAAUUGCGGUUCCGGGAGUAACGGUUAUUUGACAG
Pelagomonas calceolata is the source of this 1405-nucleotide messenger RNA. NCBI's taxonomy places the organism in Eukaryota, Pelagophyceae, Pelagomonadales, Pelagomonadaceae. The record is from the annotation of a GenBank genome assembly.